Molecule: messenger RNA, 585 nt
Organism: Phialemonium atrogriseum
Lineage: Eukaryota; Fungi; Ascomycota; Sordariomycetes; Cephalothecales; Cephalothecaceae
Exons: 4
Coding region: 1-585 (194 amino acids)
Source: RefSeq, a predicted model, not a curated record
AUGGACAGGCUGAAGCUGCUACCACCAGAGCAGGUCAAUGCCAUAGAGGGAUUUGUGGAGAGGAGGCUCAAGGAGAGGGAGGAGCGUAGGCUGGUGGAUUGGUACAAGCCUGGCGCGGAGUCAACUUUGCCCCCUGACAUCCUUGGUGCAACAGCUGAGACCGUUCACCUCGGCCCUCCCCACGAGCCAAAGGAGGAAUCGAUUAGAGCGUUCAAGCAGAUUGAGCACGAGCUGCGGAAGCAGCUGGUCCAUAUCCGCCACGAGCAUAACAAGCAUGAGCCCGAGUACUUCGCAGCCGUGGCUCACCUGAGCAACACGGAUCUGGUCUCCUUCACCAGCGCCGACUUCGAGCAGGUCCGGGUGGGCAUCUCCGCCUACGGCAUCCACAUCUUCGGCAAGCUGCGCCUGCCGGCGAUGCCCGAUUCCGGCCCGGCGUACGUCCACUUCCGGAUCUUCAGCACCGGGCCCGACGACCAGGCCACACUGCACUGCAUCCACACCGAGGAGCGGGAGCUGCCGGGCGGCGGCUUCUCGUACCGGGCCAUCUUCACCAAGAACGACCCCCUUGAAUGGUUCGACACUUGA